CCUUAAUUCUUUUAAUUCCAGGUUGCAUAAUAAAUGAAACGUAACCAUCGAGAGACUGAUUUAAAAGUGCGAUGAAAAAUGAAUCGGAAAAAAUGAAAAUAUGGAAGUGAUCAAUAAAGAUAGUAGUGGAGGAGAAUAAAGAUAGGAGUGGAAGAUGAUAUAGAAGUUUGGAAAUAAAGAUCAAAGUGGAAAAUGAAAGUGAAAAGUGACAGAUAAAAGAUAAAAAGAUUGGAAGUGCAGCAAAUCGUCACCUCGACCGAGACGAGGGCAAAAAGGGGGCGUGUCCGAGGGGGGCGUGUCAGAAAAAGUGAAAGUGAAGAUAAAAUUAAGAAAAAGAAAGGACUAAAGAAAGUCGAGCGGUCGAAAGCGUUUGUUGCUAUGGAAAAUGCCUGUCACCUCCUCCUCCUCCUCCUUCUCCUCUUCCACCUCCUCCUCCUUCUCCUCCUCCUCUUCUCAUUCCGUCCUGCUCAUUCUUUAUUCUCCCUCCCCCAUUCUCCUCUGUCCAUUUCUCCUUCGUCGUACGUGUCUGCUGCCAUCGUCUACCAUGCCUUUCUAGAACCAGGAGGAUCCUUAUUAGAAGAAGAAGAAGGAGCAGCUGGAAGGAUGAUGAUGGUCUGGCAGAAGAAGGUUUAGCCGAAAGAAGAAAAAGAAGAAGAAGAAGACUAAGAAGUAGUAGUAGUAGCAGCAGCAGCAGUUCAGGGGGGAGCGCCGUUGUAAACCCUAAAAUCACCCAAGAUGGCCGCUGGUGGCUGAAGUCGCAGAGGGGGGAAGCUCUCAUCAGCUUUAACGGCCAACACGCGGCCCUUAACGCACGCACGCACGAACGCACGUACAUACGUGCAGAGACGUGCCUCCCCGCCGCCCGAAUACGCCUCCCCGACGAAGCCCCUCUCUCUCUCUCUCUCUCUUCUCUCUAUCUCACUCAGUCUUGGGUGGGUACCUAUACCUACCUACCGCCCUAGGUAUAGCUGUACCUUCUCCUCGUGGGUCCCUCUCUCUCUCUCUCUCUCUCUCUCUCUCUCCUCUCUCUUCGGUGUUUUGGCAGCAGCAGCAGCGUGGCAGACGUGUGUGUGUGUGUGUGUGUGUUGUUUUGUUUACCCACGCGCGUGCGCGCGGACAACAAAUGUGCGCAUUUUCUCCCAGCUGAGGCUGAAGAAACGUUUUCGACGACAAAAAAAGACCCAAAAAGUGAAAUCCUUUUAUUCUCAGGAUGCCGGUGGAUCCCGCCCACCACCGCCUCCUCCACGGGCGGGGGACGCGCUCCUUCUCCAGCCUCACCCGCUACGCCCCUCUCCCGUCCAGGGACGAGGGCGGGGGCGGCGGCGGAAGCACCGGCUCCACGCCCUCGCACAGUCCUGCCUUAAACGCCCCGGCUUCCAGGGGCGGCUCUCGAGCCGCCCACACCGAGGUCCGGUUGAGCAACGCCGGCCAGACGUCUGUCCACCUGAAGGGCGGCCUCUUGGCCGUCCCUCCCCCUUCCUCGGGUCGCACGCCCAUCGCCCGCCCGUGUAACAGACUUCGCAAUUCGAACAGCGCCCCUGGGGGGAGUACCACCAGGUACACGAAACUGGGGACGGUGAGCGAGGAAUCCACCGCCCUCACCUCCUCCUCCUCCUCCGCCCGCCACCACCACGGAGGCUCCGGGGGCGGCAUCCUGCGGGCGGUGACCUCCCGCGGGCGCGGUGGGUACGAGGACCUGCGGUGCAGGGGGACGGGCGGCGGGGGCGACGCCCCCGACAGCGGCGAUAGCUCGACGCAUUCCUCCCCCAGGGGCUCGCCGACCCAUUCCCGGAAGAAGCAUUCCGGGAUCCUCAUCACGUCCGCCAUCGCCAGAUCUGGAAUCAAGAGGCUCUCAAG
This is a messenger RNA of Macrobrachium nipponense, 1857 nucleotides long. RefSeq lists its product as uncharacterized. The record is from RefSeq and is a predicted model, not a curated record. NCBI's taxonomy places the organism in Eukaryota, Metazoa, Arthropoda, Malacostraca, Decapoda, Palaemonidae.